GGCCACCGUGCCAACUUCACAUCCUCGUCAAACCGGCCAUCAACUCACCGCCAAAAAGUCCAGAAACAUCACUUCUGACAACAAAAAGUCGCCGCCGAUAGCCUAACUUGCGCACACUUCUCACGUAUAAAUAUCGAAUUGAUCUACCGUUGAGAUGGAAAGACACAGCUCUACAGAGACAAUCCCGCAAGACCGUGGUUUCACCCUCUUCACUAAACUACCACCCGAGGUACGCCUGACGAUAUGGGAAGCCGCCUUACCUGAGGAGAUACACCCUUUGUCGAGGGUAUGCGAGAUCUGGGUCUUGAACCAAGGUGACGACGAAAUUGCAACCUCCCCCCAAGCGAAAGUCUAUAUGAACUUCCUACGCUGUUGUCACGAAUCUCGUUGCCUGGCUCUGAGGCACGGAUGUGCCGCGCCACUCAAGAGCUUUGAAUCGGACAAUGAACCUCCAAAGCAAGUGUGGAUAGGAAAUGAGGUCGAGAUGGUUUUCCUCCCUUUCGAGCCGCGAUAUCUCGACAGGCUCAUUACUCUCCCACCCAAUGUCAAAACGCUCGCUGACACGAUCGGUAACACCUACGACCAUACACGUGUAGCCACCGUCGGAAAAUACAUCACUAAAUGGCGAGACGAAGGUGCUAUUGCUAUCGAUACACUAUACUUUGGUCUUGUGAACGAAUUUCCCAUGCACGUCUUUCCACCGUUUGGAUGAUUUGCUGCCGAAGAAUUGCUAACACAGUAUUUUGCAUCCAGUGACUACAAGGAAAUCGGAGAUGGGAUGAGAGUCUGUGUUGAUUCACCAAGGUUUGGAGGUGUUCGUAUGAUAUGGCCCAGGAGAUCUGUGCCUCGACCGAUGCAGACGACAGAGGAUAUUGGGAUCCUGGAGCUAGAUGAAGUAUUGUGGAUGAUGAAUGGUCAACAUGAAUUUUUGUAAAGGCGCUUACGGUUCAUAGACGCUAUUGGAAUUCUCGGUGGUGUUUGUUAUGUAAAGUCUGAGAAAGAAUACAUCUUUUUAUAAUG
Molecule: messenger RNA, 1020 nt
Organism: Fusarium redolens
Lineage: Eukaryota; Fungi; Ascomycota; Sordariomycetes; Hypocreales; Nectriaceae
Exons: 1
Coding region: 155-712 (185 amino acids)
Source: RefSeq, a predicted model, not a curated record